AUUUAUUUUCUUCUAUUGCAGUUUGACUGCUGUGUGCAGCAAUGCUUCAUCUACUCCCGUGGUUACUGACCGGCUUCGUCACGAGAUACUUUUUUUCGCGCGUAAAAUUACUCUCGGGAUUUGUCGAUAGUUCACUUAUUUCAACGCCGAGUAACUCAUGGCAUCGGAUGAAAGAAGGGCAUUUCUUAUGGUCGCGCGGAAUCGAUCCGUACGAUGGAGACGUUUUUCACGGCACGCCACUGACGCUCUACCUCAGCUCGUUGCUGUUCCGAUACUCAGGACACAAUGAAGCCAUCAUCUCAGCAGUUUUAUGCCUCCUUGAUGUGACUGUCGGAGCAAUCCUCUAUUUCGCUGUGUGGCGAUUGAUGGAAAGCAUGGUUGAGAAAGAGCGUGUGAACAAAUCUCUGUUCAAUGGAGAUUCUGCAAAAUCAAUGAUGCUGAAGACUGAUGAUAUUUCGAGAGCUGCUGGAAAUGUGUUGAAGGCGUACACAUUUUGUCCGUUUACUGUGCUGAACGCAUCAGAGACGACGACGGUGUUGUCGAAUGUGCUAGUUGCCUUGAGUCUUUUGUGCAUCGGCUACAGAAAAUUUACCUUGCUGGGAGCAUUUCUAGCUUUGUGUGCCUAUGAGGAUUUCUAUCCAAUUGUGCUUUUCGUCCCUGCUGCAUACAUGGCCUGGGAAACCCAGAAGAAGCAGAACUUCCUGGGUUUUUGCUGUGCCUAUGUGAGCACAAUAUUAAUAGUACUAUUCGCCUCGUUCGCGUUGACCGGGGGAUCAUGGAGCUUCUUGAGUGCACGAUAUGGCUUUCUAUGGAAUGUUCCUGAUCUAACGCCGAAUAUUGGACUCUUCUGGUACUUCUUCACGGAAAUGUUCGAACAUUUUCGAAUGUUCUUCAUCUGCUCAUUCCAGAUCAACGCGUUCAUUUACGCUGCUCCACUAUUGAUCAAAUUUCGAAGGGAGCCGAUUUUGGUGGUGUAUUCCUUGAUUGUGCUGACGGCGAUUUUCAAGUCUUAUCCGUGCAUCGGAGAUGUUGGUUUCUACCUGUCGAUAUUGCCGAUGUGGUCUCAUUUAGCAGCGACGAUGCGGCAAAUGCUGAUUACAUUUUGCUUUUUUGUAGCAACAUUAGUCCUAGCGCCAGUUUUAUGGCACUUGUGGCUGUUCGACGGGUCAGCGAAUGCUAAUUUCUUCUUCGGAAUAACUUUAGGGUUUGCCGCAGCCCAGAUUUUGCUUCUGUCGGACAUUUUGUUCGCGUACAUGCGCAGAGAUUACGAAUUAAUUCACGGAAGGAAACGGCACGAUAAGCCGUAUGUUCUUGCGUUACAGUGAGGCUCGAACCAAAAACCUCAUAAAUGUAUUCCGGAAAUCGCGCAUUUGUCUUCCGAGUCGUGAAAUAUCCUCCCGUUUCGCGUAUAAUCCUGUGAAAUGCUGUAAAUUGUCUAAGCGUUUUCCUGUGAUUGCACUUCUUGAAAUCUCGGACUGAGUGAUUCGUUCAACUCCAGCAAGUUACUGAUGAAAACUUCGAGUUUUUGAAAAGGAAAGCAUCAAGGAAGCUCUGGUGGACUUAAUGAUCCUCGUUCCGUGACUAUUCGCAUUUCGCGUGGUGAAAUAAUUCUUGGACCUAAUAUGAUAAACAAUAUUAAAUGUUCCGUCAUGUAAGUGUACGGAACAUUAAUUUCGCUGUGUAUUGGAUCCAAAUCAUGUGUGAUAAAUGGCACGAUCUUUCUAUUUGUGAGGAUAUUUCUCUGCUCGGUGGACUGCGUUAGCGUUUUUCUUUUGAUAUUGUUGAUACCUUGUGAUGAACGUUUUUUUCAAAAUUAUGGUUGAAUUCAUAUGUGUUCCGUUUUGAUGAGAGCCGAGCUUUCAUGGACGUGAUGUCAUUUUAGAUGAUUCGAUCGGAGUAUUUAUUAAAUUUAAUGAAACGCGCUGCCAGCCAUGUGAAUCAAACUGUGAAUCAAGAUUGUUGUUGGCAAUGUUUCGGGGGAACACAGAAGUGUCCUGAAUGUUUUAAAGGUUUGAGUAUUCUAGAUUCGCGUUCAUUUUUGAUUCAGAUGGCUCGUUCAGUUCGGAAACUAGAAAAAUCGAAA
Molecule: messenger RNA, 2083 nt
Organism: Notodromas monacha
Lineage: Eukaryota; Metazoa; Arthropoda; Ostracoda; Podocopida; Cyprididae
Source: the annotation of a GenBank genome assembly